Messenger RNA from Gryllus bimaculatus (two-spotted cricket), 894 nucleotides. The record is from the annotation of a GenBank genome assembly. Lineage: Eukaryota; Metazoa; Arthropoda; Insecta; Orthoptera; Gryllidae.
AUGUACCAGUCAGGUGCAUCAAAUGUGAAAAUCGAUCAUCAGUCCGUAGAGGUUUACGUAGAGCCUUUACUCCCUCCUGGGAAGAAAAGAGCUCAGCUCAAAAAAGAAUUCGAAGAGGAAGAAAAAAAUAAAAAUCAAAAGAAGGUUGGAGAUACAAAAUAUAUGAAGUACCUAAAAGCAAGAAGAAAAAAAGAGAUUGACCGCUUCAACUGGGGAGUAUGUUUGUAUAAGGUUUUCUGUUGUUUUCGGGAUAAACCACCAGAAGGCUACUUCUACUACGGGCCCGCGAAGAAGCUGGACCCGCGCACGACGCGCGAGUACCGCAAGCCGUACAAGGAGACGCGCGAAAUGAAGGUGCAGCGGAAGCAGGAGGAGGAGAUGGCGCGCGCGCGCCAGAAGUCCUUGAUGCAGAUGGAGCAGGAGGAGAUGGAGGCGAUGACGGAGGGCGCGGUGAAGCGCGCCCAAGAGUCGGGCUACGGCUUCGGCCCGGGCUACGGCUCCGACUACGGCCCCGGCUACGGCCCGGGCUACGGCGGCGCGCCGCCCAACGACCGGCCCGUGCAGGGCAGGUACCUGGCCUUCCAGACGGGCCCCUGCGAGUGCCACGAGAACGCGCGCAAGUACCGCCUGAGCAAAGGCGCGCCCCCGGACAUCCCGGGCAGGGGCCAGCCCGGCCAGCCCGGCGGUCCCGCGUGGCUGCCCACGCACCAGGGCGAGUACCCGCCGCCGUACGGAUACCCGGGGCAGCAAGGGUACCCGGGGCAGGGUCCGCCUGGAGAGGAGCCUGGAGAAGGAGGUCUUUUCGACAGAACUCCGUGCGACGCAUCCAAGUGUGUUUGCGCUAAGACCUCAAAGCGCCUAGGAUGGGGGGCUGAAGAAGGCGGUGAGGAGUGA